CGCGGAGCCCGAGGAUGCUGCCCUGACAGCGGCAUCCCCGGGCAGGUGACCCCGCGGUCCCCACCAUGGCUGCGGCCCCCGGAGGGAUCCCCGCGGAGCUGCAAGAGGGCAUCACCACCCUCCUGGGGACAAAGAAGGUGCUCCUGGAGCUGAGUGUCCAGCUGCAGGUGAAGUCCAAGUAUGACGACUUCAUCUUGGUGCUGACGCCCUGGAGAGCGUACGUGCUGCCGGCGGUGCUGCCGGUGAGGGUUCACAGCAGCUUCAGCUUCCUGGAGGUGAGGGAGAUGACAGUCCAAGAGCCCAGUGUGGUUGUCAUAGAAACAGAUGCAGCAUCUUACGCCUUCCGGUUCAUGUCCCUGGAUGAUUUGGAGCAAGUUGUUAUCCAUGUCACCAUGUCACUUAAGAAGGUCUUUCCAGACUCAUCCCUUGGGACACUGCUCAAGAACUCCCCUCCCAGCCUGUAUGAGAGGAUCCAGCAGAUCCUGGACUCGCUGGAGGAAAUGCUGCAGAGCAGCCCUGGGCCCUGUGGGGGUUUUUCGGAGACCUACGCUGCGCUGUGCGACUACAACGGCUUCGCCUUCCGCGAGGAGAUCCAGUGGGAUGUGGACAACAUUUACCACAGCCAGGACUGCCGGGAGUUCAACCUGCUGGACUUCAGCCACCUGGAGAGCCGGGACGUGGCUCUGAGCGUCGCUGCCUUGUCCUUCAACCUGUGGUUCACCAAGCUCUCCUGCAAGGACUUCAGGCUGAACCAGGAGAUUUCGGAGCAGCUGCUCUACAUGCUCAGCAAAUCGGUGACGCUGGAGGAGCUGGUGCUGGAAAACAGCGGGUUGAAAGCCGACUUUGUGCAGAGGAUGGCCCAGGCUCUCAGCAGCCAUCCCGACUCUGCCCUGCACACCAUCAACCUCUCUGGCAACCAGCUGGAAGACAGAGGGAUUGCUGCCUUCAGCCGCCACCUGGAGAAGAGUUCCAAGGGUCUGCAGAGCCUCAGCUUGGCCAGGACGACGCUCACAGCCAAAGGAAUGAGCACGUUGUGCAAGGCCCUGGCAGAUAACAAAGCCAUUGGAUUGUCCCUCCAGCACUUGGACCUCUCUGGAAACCCCGGCACCCUGGCUGGGGAUGACAUCAGCAACCUGCAGAGCCUCCUCCGCCAGUGCCACUCCCUCUCCCACCUCAGCCUGGCUGGCACGGACUGCCCUUUGGAUGCUCUCUUUGGAGCCCUGGUCCACGGGUGCCACAACAGCCUCAUCCACCUGGAUCUCUCCAAAAACCUGUACUCCCACAGGAGGGUGAAAACCAUCUCCCCUGACAUCAAGGAGUUUUUCAGCCAGGCCUGUGCCCUCAGGCACGUCUCCCUGGCGGGCACCAAGCUGCCUGCCGACGUGGUGAGGGCGUUGCUGCAAGGACUGGCAGACAACAGCCACAUCAGUGACCUGCACCUGGACCUUAGCAGCUGUGAGCUGAGAUCAGCUGGGGCCCAGGUCAUCCAGGAUCUCAUCCCUGAUGCCAGCUCCAUCAGCAGCCUGGACUUGUCUGACAAUGGCUUUGACCCCAACAUGGUGACACUGGUGCUCUCCAUUGGCAGGAGCAAGUCCAUCAGCCACGUCUCUCUGGGGAAGAACUUCAACAUCAAAUCCAAGGAAGGACUGUUGGAUGUCUUGCACCGCAUCGUCCAGCUCACCCAGGAGGAGGAUUGUCCUCUCCAGUCGCUCUCCGUGGCUGAAUCGCGCCUCAAACUGGGGACCAACGUGCUGCUGAGCGCCCUGGGCAGCAACACCAGCCUCACCGCCCUGGACAUCAGCGGCAACGCCAUGGGGGACACGGGGGCCAAGAUGCUGGCCAAGGCCCUGCAGAUCAACACCAGGCUCAGGACCGUGGUUUGGGACAGGAACAACACCACUGCCCACGGGCUCCUGGAGGUGGCUCAAGCUUUGGAGAGGAAUUACACCCUCAAGUCGAUGCCGCUGCCGAUGAGCGACGUGGCGCAGGCCUAUCGCAGCCACCCCGAGAGAACGGAGCAGGCCGUGCACAAGCUCCAGUCCUGCCUCACCAGGAACCAGCUGCGGCAGACGCUGCCGGCCCAGACCUUCCGGCUGCAGCAGGGCAUCCUCACCACCUCCUCUGAACAGAUGGUGAAUGAGAUCUGCCUGAGCGUGCAGAAGCACGUCGACAUCCUCAGCACCUGCCGGGGCAGGGAGGUGGAGGCGGACAUCGCCUGUGCGGAGGAGGCCAUCAGGAACGCCAACCUGUCCGUCAGCAUCCUCCCCCUCCUGUAUGAAGCGGGAAACACCCCCUACCAGAACGGCAAACUGCAGCACAAGCUGGAGUGUCUCACGGAGGAAGCGUCGCAGACCUGUGGCCGGGAGAUCCAGGCGAUCAUGCAGGCGGUGCUGGACACGGCGCACAGCCUGUGCCCGGCCGUGGUGCAGAAGAGCGGGGUCAGGGAUCAGCUGGUCAAUGCCAUGUCAGAGGGGAUCUGCCUCCAGGACCACCUCAGCCUCAGUGCUGUCCUGGACCAGAUGGUCACUGAUGUCUUCAGCAAGCUGAAUGAAAUCAAGCUGUCCAUCACAGCUGCUGCGGCCGACUGCAUCGUGGAUGCUGUGCUGGGAGACCUGACCAUCGCCCAGUGCAAACUGGCAGAGAGCCUCUCCAAGCAGGGGCUCGACCUCCUGGUGCUGCUGCCGGAGUCGGCUGAGGACGAUGCCGCCGCGCUGGCGAGGGGCAAGAAUCCUCCGGACCUCGCCGCAGAGGAGUACAAGAUGGCCCUGCGGAGGAAAAACAAGCAUUUCAGGAGCAUUCGGCCCACGCCGAGCGUGAGAAGUAAGGUCACCGUGGAACUCCCCGCCGCGCCGCCGGCACGCCCUGCCUCCACAAAGGAUGCUGAGCCUGCGAGCGGCUCGCUCCCCGCCACGCAGCCUGCCACCGCCACCGGCUCCCUUAUGGACCUGCCGACCGCCGGCGAGAAGCUGGAGCAUUGCACCAAAGCCAGGCCCCGGCCCAACCGCCGGCACAAGCAGCCGCCCAGCAAGCCCAAUGUGCAGCCCGUGGCCUGCGAGAACAGUGAGGACAGGAGCAUCACCCGUGUGGACGAGGGGCUGGAGGACUUCUUUGCCAAGAGGCUCAUCACAGAAGCACUGCCCCCUGCAGCUCCAGAGACCUGCCCAGGAUCAGCCCCUCUGGCUCCCUCCGGCUCCCGCACCCUCAAGAAGAAAAUCGGGAAUUUUUUUGCCUUCAAGAAACCCAAAUCCAGCCGGGGCUCGAGGUGUGAGAAGGAGCCCGAGGGUGGUCCCGCUGCCCCCAGGAGCAGGCGCUCGAUGCUCAGUGACAUUUUACGAGCCCCCAGCAAGGCGGGCGAGGCGGGGAAGCCCCUGAGUAAAUCAGAGGAGGGGGGACUCGCCGAGCCCCAGGGAGAGCCCGAGCACUGCCAGACCCCCGACUCUGCCCGAAGGAUCCGGCCCAAGUACUCUCGGGAGGGCAAAUCCCAGUCACUCAUCUUGCUGUCCGGGGAGGACGAGGAUGCGCUGGGGGUCAGGCAUGACAAGAAGAGGCACCUGGAGAAGAGUGAGGGGGAGCUGUCCAGCUCCUUCGAGCAGCGCGUGCAGGUCAUGCUCCACCGCAUCGGCGUCACCAAGGGCCCGGCUGCUGAGAGCAAGAAGCUGCAGAACAAAGACAGCGAGAUCAAGAAAGCCGGCUCAGACGGGGACAUCGUGGACAGCUCUGCGGACUCUCCCCCAUCUCUGAAGGCCCGCACACACUCCGUGUCCACAGACGCACCCUUCCGCAGCCCGGCCGCUGCGAUGGAGCCCAGCGCCGAGCCCCGGCCAGCCUGGAAAGCCCUGGGAAGGCAGCUGCCGGCUGAGCCGCUGGGCACCAGCUCCGACCAGCCCCGGCACUCCUUCAUCCUGCCCGAGCCCAGCGGGCUGCUGGAGCCCGGGGGCCGGGAGGGCUGGAGCAGCAGCCUGCCGCGGCUGGGCAGGAACGUGCCAGCGGCGCUGCCGCGGAGGGUCAGCCACGGUGGGGAGGUGGGUGCUGGCAGCCCCCUGCCCACCCUGCCCGCGCCGCCCGACACCGAAGACAACCGGCACAUGGCACGGCUGGCAGCGCCACGGGGGACCGGCCGCCGAGCUCUGUCCGUCCACGAGGAGCAGCUCAGGGAGCCCGAGGGCCCAGCAGAGCUGGGAAUGGGCACCGUUCCCCUGCGCCUGCGGCGGUCGCCUGUGCUCAGGCACAGGGCCAAGCACGAGUCCCUCUCAGAGAUGGAGGGUGAGGCCGGACCAUCCUCAGAUGCUGAAGGUGCCACGCCGCAGGACUGGCCCCGUGCCGGGCCGGAGGAGCCGCAGGCUGGCACAGGCACUGACGGCGAGCGGCCGCAAGCCCUGGCACAAACUGUUGGGAAUGCACAAGACUCAGCUGCCGUAGACCAAAGACGCCCGGUGCCAGGCCGGGAGGAGCCGGCCCUGGGACAGUGAAGCCCCUGCAUGUCACCACACUGUUCCCGAUAAAACCCUGCAAGCAAGUGCACGGUGCCGGGGUGCUUGGCAGCUGGGGUGCGGAGAGAUGGGGCACCAGGCUGGCGUGGAUGUGCCAACGAUGGCCUCGCCCAACUUGUGCCACGGGGACGAGCCAGCAUCGCCCAGGAUGCCCAGGGACCGUGCCAGAGCCUGCAGGACGCAUCGAGCGGUGUCGCGGUGCCCGCUGCCGCCGUGGGCUGCAGGGGGGAUGAAAGCCGGUGAUUUUCGGCAGCCAGCUAUUUUUAGGACGUGUUCCCAAGGCGCUUUCACCGCUCCAGCUCCUCGCCCCAUGGGGUACCGCUCUCUCCAGCCCCAGCAAGAGACGCAGGCUUCCAUCAGCGGGACCACGACCCCCCAGCAUUCCAGCACGCAGCUCCAGCCCCGCAGCUCCCCGGCGGCACCAGCGCCAUCCCGGCACCCCAGUGGCUUUCUCCUGCGCUGCCCUUCGCUCCGGACCAAACGCGUUCCUUACACAGAUGUUUACGACAAAGCAAGAUGCUUGUUUUGGUCUGUUUUUAUUU
Molecule: messenger RNA, 5032 nt
Organism: Empidonax traillii (willow flycatcher)
Lineage: Eukaryota; Metazoa; Chordata; Aves; Passeriformes; Tyrannidae
Gene: CARMIL2
Product: capping protein regulator and myosin 1 linker 2
Exons: 40
Coding region: 66-4469 (1467 amino acids)
Biological process (GO): cell migration; regulation of Arp2/3 complex-mediated actin nucleation
Cellular component (GO): plasma membrane; lamellipodium
Molecular function (GO): protein binding
Source: RefSeq, a predicted model, not a curated record